GCCGCUGCUCCGUUCCGACCUAGCCAGCAGCCAGCGCCCACCCCCCCUUGUCGCUCUCACGCGCUUCGUGCUCGCCGCCUCCCACAGUUCCGCAUCGCGCCCCGCCCCCCAUGGCCACCAUCGCCGGAUCCGCCCUCUCCUUCGCCAGGCCCGUCAAGGCCGUCAACACUAGCUCACUCUCUUUCUCUGCUUCGAGGAAGGGCAAUGCAUUCCUCCGCCUGCAGCCAGUGCAGAAGAGAUUCGCUGUUUCCUAUGCUGCCAAAAAGGAUACAGUGGACAAGGUUUGUGAAAUUGUGAAGAAGCAGCUUGCUGUUCCAGAGGGCACUGAAGUUUGUGGUGCCUCUAAGUUCUCUGAUCUUGGCGCAGAUUCACUUGAUACGGUUGAGAUCGUGAUGGGCCUUGAGGAGGAGUUUGGGAUCAGCGUCGAGGAAUCAAGCGCUCAGUCAAUUGCGACAGUUGAGGAUGCUGCCGAGCUCAUCGACAAGCUUGUCUCUGCGAAAUCGCCCUAAAGUCACAAGGCGUGAUGUUGAGAACUCGUAAACUAGUUCUACCUUGUUCCUGCCCUGCCCACUCUCCCCUUAUCUAGGUUUCUGUGCUCUGAAGGCUUGGCGAUUUUCUCAGCAUUGUUGUCCACUGUGUCUGUAAUAAUACCGAGAUGAUUUUAAGCUGUUGAACCUUAUGGUGGUGCGUAUUCUGUCAGUUCAUUGUUGUAUGAAUGGUUCUUCCUGGAAGAAAAUGGAAUCCUGGGAGCAUGUAGCAAAGAUUGCCAAAUUGGUCGUGUUCGCGUUG
Molecule: messenger RNA, 789 nt
Organism: Panicum hallii
Lineage: Eukaryota; Viridiplantae; Streptophyta; Magnoliopsida; Poales; Poaceae
Product: acyl carrier protein 3, chloroplastic-like
Exons: 4
Coding region: 111-509 (132 amino acids)
Biological process (GO): fatty acid biosynthetic process
Molecular function (GO): acyl carrier activity
Source: RefSeq, a predicted model, not a curated record